Messenger RNA from Psammomys obesus (fat sand rat), 1637 nucleotides. RefSeq names its product exosome component 1 (gene Exosc1). The transcript has 8 exons. Lineage: Eukaryota; Metazoa; Chordata; Mammalia; Rodentia; Muridae. The record is from RefSeq and is a predicted model, not a curated record. Gene Ontology annotation, biological process: RNA processing. Gene Ontology annotation, cellular component: nuclear exosome (RNase complex); cytoplasm. Gene Ontology annotation, molecular function: RNA binding. Bases 23 to 610 code for a protein of 195 amino acids.
CGGGUUUUGAACGGUGGCAAGCAUGGCACCACCUGUGAGAUACUGCAUACCCGGUGAACGCCUGUGUAACUUGGAGGAAGGCAUCCCCGGCAGCGGCACCUACACCCGGCACGGAUACAUCUUUUCGUCGCUAGCAGGCUGCCUGACGAAGACCAGCGAGAACGGCGCGCUUCCCGUGGUGUCUGUGAUGAGAGAAACAGAGUCACAGUUACUUCCAGAUGUGGGAGCUGUAGUCACCUGCAAAGUCUCUAGCAUCAACUCACGUUUUGCCAAAGUACACAUCCUGUAUGUGGGAUCCACACCACUUAAAAAUGCUUUUCGAGGAACUAUCCGCAAGGAAGAUGUUCGAGCAACAGAAAAAGACAAGGUUGAAAUUUACAAGAGUUUCCGCCCAGGUGACAUAGUUUUGGCUAAAGUUAUCUCCCUAGGUGAUGCACAGUCCAAUUACCUGCUGACCACUGCUGAAAACGAGUUAGGCGUGGUGGUGGCCCACAGUGAAUCGGGGGUCCAGAUGGUUCCCAUCAGCUGGUGUGAGAUGCAAUGCCCUAAGACCCACACUAAAGAAUUCCGCAAAGUGGCCAGAGUACAGCCUGAGUUCUUACAGACCUAAGCACACUAUCCCUGGAGUCACCUCCUUCCAAAAGCGCAUGUGUGAAAAGAAGCCAAUACACCGUGCUCUUUAUUAAGGUGCCUAGAGUCGGCUUGCAGCCACCUCCUGAAGAAUGGGACAGACAUACAUUCAUGUCCUGAUGAACACCCAAGACAGGAAGACUGUUAGUUCCCAAGUUUGAGGCCAGACUGGGCUAUAUAGUAAGACUCGACGAAAAGGACAAAAAAGAAAAUGUACACCUAUUUGAAAUAUAAUUCUUGGGAAACUGAUUUUUAUUCUCUGGGCUUGUGAAUCACAUUUAAAGGCAUUGAGCAAACAAAAUCUUGUAAUACUGGAAAUAGUGUAUGUCUUUUUUAUAAGUAUAUAUAUAUGUAUGUAUUUUGCUAUGACUGGAAAAUUAUUUUCAUUUGUUAGUGUUACAGUUUUCUUAUUUGUGUGUGAAAGAGGGAGAGCAGGUGCAGCAUUUUCAUGUAGAUGGUUAGGAUUUUAACUCAGGUGCUUGGUUAGCAGCUGCCCUUAACUUUUAAGCCAUCAGCACAGUUCCUGUUCUCACUAUUUAGGUGAACUUGCAGUGAUCUUUCUGCCUCAGUCUCCCCAGUGCUGGGAUUACAUAUAUAUAUAAUACCUGACUUAAAAUAUAUCUCUAACUGGUUUUGUUUUUAAUUGUUAGUGGAGCAGGGCAUGGUGGUACACGCCUUUAAUCCCAGCACUCAGGGAGGCAGAAGCAUGUGAACUGUUGUAAGUUGGAGGCCAGUCUGGUCUACAAAGCCAGUCCAGGACAGCCAAGGCUACACAGAGAAACCCUGUCUUGAAAACACCAAAAAUUAAAUACAUAAAGUCUUGUGUUGUCUUUAGCAGAGAGAAAAGUCUAAGCAGUGUCAUGACUUGUGGAUCAGGUGUUUGCAUAGUGGCAUUCACUAACUCAACCAGCCGUAAUCAUCAAUCCCAUUGUUUUGUGUUUUAUAUGUAUGUGUGCCUGCUUGUCACUUUGAAUAAACCCCUCACUAACAAGCAUGUUUAAUGAAAA